Eruca vesicaria subsp. sativa (arugula) is the source of this 339-nucleotide messenger RNA. Lineage: Eukaryota; Viridiplantae; Streptophyta; Magnoliopsida; Brassicales; Brassicaceae. The record is from the annotation of a GenBank genome assembly.
AUGACCAGAACCCAUGCUUUGGUUAGAAUGAAGGCGAUCGUGAUCUCAGGAACGUCAGAGGUUCUGCAACUCCGAGAAGUGGAAGACAAGGAAGUGUAUAAAGUGGAACCAUCGUCAUGUUUGUCGCUCGCUGGAAAGUCGGAAACCAGGUAUGUGCUCUUCUUGAUGGAGGAGGAUAUGCAAAGAAAGUUUGCUAUACCCAUUGGACAAAUCCUAAUUCUGCUGGUUUCUUCGUAUAAGAUACAGCUACUACUUUCGCUAAAGUGGAGCUUGGUUUCUCUGAAUACGAACAAGGCUUAUGAAUUGAUGUGCACGCUAAAUACAUUAUUUGAGAGCUGA